Molecule: messenger RNA, 788 nt
Organism: Paraglomus occultum
Lineage: Eukaryota; Fungi; Glomeromycota; Glomeromycetes; Paraglomerales; Paraglomeraceae
Source: the annotation of a GenBank genome assembly
AGAUACCGGUGAUUGCGUGCGCUUUGCACUAUCCGAUAUUGGUUACUUGUACUGCGCAGUUCGUGCUGAGUGUCUACUCAAUAGUGAAUACGGGCGAAAAAGUAGAAUAUAGGCUAUUGCAUCAGUUGAUCAGUUUUAUAUGUAAACCUCCUUUGGAUAUAUCUCUUGAAGAAAAGGAUGACGAAGGACGAGACAAGAGUGGAGAAUGGCGGAUUAUUGUCGCUUACGCAACUGGCGUGUAUGGAGGCGGAUGGACAGUUGGCAUUCAGGAAAUUCUUUUCAAUUCAACAUCGAUCACCUCGACGACUCAUUGUUCCCCGCAAAUAUCUUCUUCCGUAUUCUCUUUUGCUCCGAUAACCACCAUUUCCUACAAAUCUUCUCACCUAAUUACAGCACACUCUGACAAUACUAUUCAACUAUUUCAUGUCAUGAAUUCUGAUAAUAUAUUACAGUGCACGCACACCCAAACGUUAUAUGGACAUACGGGUAGUGUACAAGCUGUUGCGAUUGAUGAAUACGGGAAAUUAAUAAGCGGAGCAAUGGAUCAGAGUAUCAAAAUAUGGGAUCUUGGGAUCAGAGAGAAGGCAGAAGAAGAUAUGGAAGAAAAAAAAGGGUGGGGAGAACAAGAGUAUAAAGAGAAGGAAAAAAGAAACGUAGUGGAAGCAGUCAUGAUAAUGAUUCUGAAUACUCACUUGAGGAUCGUUAACCAAUCGAUGCCAAUGCGACGCUACUCUUGCGCAAGCGCUCAAAUCCUUUGCAUCCAAGUACUGAAAUACAUGCAAGUUUAA